AUGACUAUAUACGAGUCAGAUCUGGCGGAAAGGUACGAAAAACCUAUGGUAUGGAUUGGGGAGUACAUCGCUUUAGCAUCUCUGUGUUGCAUCCUUGCAAUGGUGGCUGAUUUAUUACAUGGUACAAGAAGCAGAAAGCUAUGGUUUCCAUGUAAUUACUUUACUAUUAAUGCGGCUUCUCUCGCUGUGAUAGCUGUAGCAAUGAAGUUACCUGUGGAUCUAAGUGGUUCCAUGCCUGGUACUGUGGACCAAGUGGCAAAGCUUGGAAGUGUGGCGUUUAUGUGCACCAUGAUGGCCAAUUUAUUACCUUGUUUAGCUACCAUGGACAGCAAAGCUAUGUUGGCAAACAUCACAGCUUUGGGUGUUCUGGCGUUCACCUUGGUGGUGAAUGUUUGCAUUCAAAUACAAACUGGUGUUGUAUCUCGCGGCCAUAGUCCGAUCAUAGUGGUGGACCCAAGAGAUAUUCAAAUGGUCUAUUUUGAGAUUCCUGGAAUAGUCUUAGAAGGAGGGUACCCUGACCCCUUAGAGGUCUUAUUUGGUGUUUCGUAUCCCACAAUAGCCGCAAUUUAUGUGACUAUGUUACUCGUUUUGUUAAUAAUCCAUGUAUCUUCAUCUUUAGCGAUUCUGAAAUCCAAGCAGAUUAUAGAACUCAAAUACCAAAAAGCUCAUGAAGCUGCUUCAACAUACAUUCAACAGUUAAACGGUGACAUGUUAACAGUUGAGAAGCUUGAACCAUAUGUAGAGAACUACUGGAUCAUGGCAGGAAGUGGCAGCCCCCAAUUCAUCAUUGCUUGCUCGGCGACAACCACUGCCUCUGGGGUAAUAUGUGCUUUAACCACUAUCUUGCACAUCUUUACUGUUGGUUGGUCAAUUUCAGAAUAUACGUUUAACGACUGUGGUUCAGCUUAUGGCAAGACAACGCAGCAGAUUCUCAUUGUACAAUUUAUCGGAGUCCUACUUGGUACAGUUGCACCACUUUCUAGAUGUUUUGCAUCAUUAAGCUUUAAGGUGUCCAUCGAAAGCAUUCGGAACCAUAUUAAGGUUUGUAAAGUAGAAAGCUAUUGGACUCAGAAGUUAUCUGAUUGGAAAGAUAGUUGCAUUCCAUUUUCAUUUCGUAGCCACAAACGCAUGGUGGUCAUUAAGAAUAUGAAAAGCCUAAUUCUGAAUUUUUCUAUAAAACUUCAGAAAGGAGUUGUGGUAGUAUGCAAGGUAAUUGCGCUGAACCCGUUUUUCUUUAUGAUAUGUGUCUUGUAUGGUCUGCGAUGUUUGAAGUGGUUAUUACAACUCGUCUUUUGUUCAUCGGGCAACAAAACAAACGAAUCGAAAGGAAUCACCUAUGUUUUGCAACUUGAAAACGAAAAGGAGCUUGCUGAGAGCACACUGAAAGGUCUUUCUAAAUCUUUUAAGCAAUUGAUCCGGAGGAGUGAAAAGAAACAACCCAAAAAUCUGAUGAAUCUUGUUAAGACCAAAACGACGAAAGGUUUUCAAGGAGUUAGAAUGUUCGGCAACAACGAUCAUCAUGUUCAAUGUUCAUCAUCAAAAGUAGAAUGUCGUGAUUGCUGGAGCUUAGCGGUUGUAACCUUAGCAACCAUUGUGCUUACUCUUCGCAUGAUAAAAAACAUGGAAGUUGAUAGCUUGUUGAAAAGUGUGAGGGAAGGUCUUGACUAUGUGACACUUGUGGAGAAAAACCUCAAUGCUACACCUGAAUAUGUAAGAAUUCAAAAGGUGGCUAAAAGGUUGUGGGAAGAAGUUGAUGUCUACCACAUAUGGUUGGGAAUCAAGUUGAAAGAUGCUGCUUCUCACGUAACUACAAGUGCUUGUCAAGAGGACGCAACAUUGCAAAUUGUUCAGUUUUUCUCAAGAAAAGCCAAAAACAAGAUUAGCGAAGGUGUGGAAAGUAAGAACGGUGAUGCUAAGUUCACGUCUAUUUGUGCCAACUCAAUGUCUCGUAUCACUGAAACAAUCAUCGGCGAUCACAAUGAAAGCCAAAAGAAAUCAUUUGAUGAAUUGAUAUCAUCGCGGAUUGCUGAUAUACUGGUUGCAUGUCUCACCAACUUACCCCAAGUCAUAGCAAUGGGAUGCCACACAAAUGUCAUAGAGAAAAGGGAGGCAUGUGUCAAAGCUGCAGCCCAACUUCUAGGUGAGACUAAGGAGAUUGUCGAAACCCUUCAAGGCCGAUCUAUGGAAGUUCCAAGUCUAAAACGAGAAGACUUGCCAUUUAUUGACAAAUGGCAUGCAGAACCCUAA
Molecule: messenger RNA, 2247 nt
Organism: Helianthus annuus (common sunflower)
Lineage: Eukaryota; Viridiplantae; Streptophyta; Magnoliopsida; Asterales; Asteraceae
Exons: 1
Coding region: 1-2247 (748 amino acids)
Source: RefSeq, a predicted model, not a curated record